AGGGACGUAAACUGAAGGCGCGCGCGAAACUCCAGUUGCUCCUCUCUCUUGGAUGUAUGUAUGCGUUUUCAACUGUAAACCGUUUUAAGUUCGUUAAAGGUUUAAUUUCCAGACGCGAAUAUCUCUAAAGCACAUUGCGGAGUUACUGUGCAGUGUUAAGGGUAAAUGUUUUAUCUCGUUUGACUUAAUUUGUGGUUAAAUACAGAAGUUCGUCGCCUCCAGCCUGGCUGAGCUUUAACUAAAAGCUAAAAAACUAGCGUUGCUUUUGUUUUUUUUUUAGCCGCCGUGUUUUGAUUCUGACCUGUGGACAACUUAAAAUAAACACGGUGCUGGGGUUGGAGCUGAGAGGAGGAGGAGAAGGAGGAGGAGGAUGACAACGCUGUUACAGCAGCAAGGAUACGAGGAGGAGAGGCUGCGGAGGGUCGCGGAGCAGCUGCCAUGCAGGGAGGUCCAGGCCGGGAUGCUGCUGUCUCUCAUGGGACAGCCACAGCACUACAGCUACCCCUCAAUCUUCAUCUACGGCCAUCGGGCCUCGGGGAAGAGUCAUGUGAUGAAUGUUUUGCUGAAGGAACUGGAGCUGCCUCACGCCACAGUCAGCUGUGUCGAAUGCGUUUCUGUCGCGUUGCUGUUCGAACAAGUGCUGCUGUCCUUGUUUGGCUGCGGCGCCGCCUCGCUGCUCCCCCGCAGUCCCUCCCUGUCUGACUUCGUUCGCGUCUACAGACAGCAGAGCUCCCAGGAUCCUGCCAAACAGACGCGAUACAUCGUAAUGGAAAAAGCAGAGCUUCUGAGGGACACCGAUGCCAAUCUCCUCCCCGCUCUCCUGCGUCUCCAAGAAUUGGUUGAGGACAACGUCACCGUCAUCCUGCUCAGCGAGAUCGUCUGGGACAAGUUCAGACCGAACACUGGCUGUUUCGAGCCGCUCCUGCUCCAUUUCCCCGACUACAGUAAAGGUGACCUGCAGGAGAUCUUAUCCCAGGACACACAUCCGUCAUAUUCAGCUGAGUUUUACUCCUCCUACAUCAACAUCCUGCUGGGAGUCUUUUAUUCAGUCUGUCGAGACCUCAGAGAGCUUCGCCACCUGGCUGCCCUCAACUUUUCAAAGUUCUGCGAGCCUUUGGCAGAAGCGAAAGUGAAAGAGACCGACACACACAAGCUGUGGAGAAACAUCGAGCCUCAUUUGAAGAAGGCCAUGCAGACAGUUUACCUCCGAGAAGUGUCCAGUCUUCAGUGGGAGCAGAUGCAGCAGAUGGAGGAGAAGGAGACCGGAGCAGUGAGAGGUUUAUCAGCUCACACUCAUGUCGAACUGCCGUAUUACUCCAAGUUCCUGUUGAUCGCUGCCUACCUGGCGUCCUACAACCCCGCCCGCACGGAUAAACGCUUCUUUCUGAAGCACCACGGUAAAAUAAAGAAAACGAACUUCUUGAAGAAAAACGAAAAGACAAGUAACCACCUUCUGGGGCCGAAGCCUUUCCCUCUGGACCGCCUGCUCGCCAUUUUCUACAGCGUGGUGGACAGCAGAGUCGUCCCCACCGCCAGCAUCUUCUCUCAGAUCUCCUCCCUGGUGACCUUACAGCUGUUGUCUCAGGUCAGUCACGACGACCAGCUCGAUGCCCCGAAGUACAAGUGCGCCGUUUCUCUGGAUUUCAUCAGCGCCAUAUCCAGGACGGUGAACUUUGAAAUUGUCAAGUAUCUGUACGACUUCCUGUGAGCCUGCAGAGCGUGACGGAGAGAUAACACACACAGAGACAAUGAGACAAAAGGGAGAUUCCCCUCCACGAGAAAACACACUUAAGGACGAACAUUUUUGCAGGAUGAGGAGCUUCAACUUCUAUGUGGAGGAGAUUUAAUCCAAUUAUGUCGCUGCCCCCUUGUGGUUGAUAAAUGUUUUCUGUUAAAUAUUUGUACAAAAUAAAUGUUGGUAACUGGAAUUUA
This is a messenger RNA of Mugil cephalus (flathead mullet), 1932 nucleotides long. It is a transcript of the gene orc5, whose product is annotated as origin recognition complex, subunit 5. Bases 371 to 1708 code for a protein of 445 amino acids. The transcript has 14 exons. Gene Ontology annotation, molecular function: DNA replication origin binding. Gene Ontology annotation, biological process: DNA replication; DNA replication initiation. NCBI's taxonomy places the organism in Eukaryota, Metazoa, Chordata, Actinopteri, Mugiliformes, Mugilidae. The record is from RefSeq and is a predicted model, not a curated record. Gene Ontology annotation, cellular component: nucleus; nuclear origin of replication recognition complex.